Aspergillus udagawae is the source of this 984-nucleotide messenger RNA. RefSeq lists its product as uncharacterized. Gene Ontology annotation, molecular function: zinc ion binding. The record is from RefSeq and is a predicted model, not a curated record. Bases 1 to 984 code for a protein of 327 amino acids. Lineage: Eukaryota; Fungi; Ascomycota; Eurotiomycetes; Eurotiales; Aspergillaceae. The transcript has 2 exons.
AUGAAUGUGCAUAGUGAGCCACUCUGGCAGUGGCCUUCCAGCGUCCCUUCUAAUACUUCAAUGAACUCGGAGUCAAGCCAGACACCUCAAAACACUUACCAGUCCAGUGACGAAAACGCGGCUUCUGAAUGCCCCGAGCCUCCCAAGAAACACUAUCCCAAUCGUACUUGUCGCAUCUGCUUGGAAUCAGUCCCUCCUACCUUCCAUCCCCCUUCGGAAAACCUGCCAGGAUUCCUCCAGCCCAAGCCGCGAGUCGUCUAUGAGUCUUCUGACCCAGAGCUUGGCCGGCUUCUUCGCCCCUGCAAAUGCAAAGGUUCUUCGCGUUACGUUCACGAGGGAUGCCUUCAGUCCUGGCGCCAUGCAGAUCCUGAUUAUGGAAAGAGACACUAUUGGCAGUGCCCGACCUGCGGGUUUCAGUACAGGCUAGAACGUCUGAAGUGGGCGCACUGGAUCAGUAGUGCAGCUACCCAGAUUGUAUUAACUUUGAGCAUUUUAUUGUUUACAGUAUUUUUGCUUGGUUUUAUUGCUGACCCCAUCAUCAAUCUUUAUGUGGACCCGGUGGAAACGAUAGUCUACAAGGAAUACUGGGAGCCUAGCACUGUGUCGGGCGCCUUGCCGAACGAGUCAAGACCAUCUUGGGCAGAGCAUUUCGUGAAAGGAUUGGCUUCACUAGGUCUUUUGUCAUUCAUCAAGGCCAUACUUGCAUUGAGCCCAUGGCAGUGGUGGAAUUUGCGCAGUUCAGGUGUCGUCAGCAGUGGGAGGACCACCGGCAGGAGUCGAGCAGCUUCCAUCAGUUGGAUAGUUAUCCUCAUUGGUGUUGGUACCUUCCUAUGGGCUGUUUGGAAAGGUGUCAGGACUUGGAGUCGCAAGACACUGGAGAAAGCCGGCGAACGCGUCAUGGAUGUUCCAUUGCCUGACGACGAUGACGAAGACGAGCCAUUUACUUCCGCUGAAGGACGUCAGUCAUCGAAAAAGGAUGACUGA